AUGAAGGUUCUACUUGUUGUAAUAUUUGUGGAAUUGUUUGUAGUUUUUGUCCUUUCGGAGUUGAGUUGUAGUAGCCAUGAGACUUGUGGUGCAUGCACUAGUUUCGCCGAAGAAUCCUGUGUGUGGUGUUCUCAGCCCACCAUGACCGGACAACGCUGCACGUCCAUAGCGGAUUUAACAUCUCGCAAGGUAAAAUUUAAUUGUGAAGUAAAACAUCGUGUGUAUCCUAUCAGUAAAGUCAAAGUAUCACCACCAGAUUACAUCACUAGAGAUUUUCGGGGAGGUAAAGACGCUAUUCAGUUUGUCCCGCACAAAUUGGACAUAGCCACUAGACCGGGUCUUGUUGUAAAUUUUGAUAUGCACUAUAAACCAGCGAAGGAUUUCCCAAUUGAUGUUUAUUAUUUAAUGGAUCAUUCUUACACGAUGGAAGUUCACACGAAAUUACUGAUGCAAGAAGGGAAAAAACUUUAUGAAGAACUAAAGAGUUUCACUAACAAUGUCAGGUUUGGUGUUGGAAGUUUUAUUGAAAAAUCGGCGCUACCAUAUGCUGAUCCAGACUAUCAUUUGGCAUACUCAUUCAAGAAUCAUUUAUCAUUAACCGAUGAAAUAGAACAAUUUGUUGAUAUUCUUGCUUCUGUACCAUUUGGAGCCAAUUACGAUGAUCCCGAAGCUGGUCUCGAUGCUUUGAUGCAAGCAAUGACGUGCGACGAAGAAUUGAAAUGGCGAAAAGAUGCCAGGCGCAUAAUAAUCCUCUGCACAGAUAAUACAUAUCACAGCGCAGGCGAUGGGAAAAUGGUGGAUGCUGAUGUAACAAAUGAUAUGAAAUGUCAUCUAAAAAAUAAUUCGUAUGAUGGCCAAUUGACUUUUGACUAUCCAUCAGUCAGUCAAAUAAAUAAAGUCGCUACUGAUGGUAAAUUUAUCAUAAUAUUUGCUGCAGUUAAUGAGGUUCGCGCAGAUUAUAGUGCUCUCGCUAACACAAUCCGUGGAGCAAAGUAUGCAGAAUUAAAGGCUCAAUCCAAUAUUGUUGAAAUUAUAAGAGAUGCAUAUUUGGAAUCCGUGAGAGUCAUGAAGUUAAGUUUGGAUUCGAAUUGGCCAUCAAACGUAAAAUUAUCUUUAGAACCUGACUGUAUAAACACUGAAAACUGCAAAAUUGUUCAUAACAAAAUCUUACAUAUUAAAGCUAAAUUAACAGUUAAAAACUGUUAUGGGGAGAGGCGGCCUUUAUUGAAGAUAGGUCCUUCGAAUCUUAUGGAGAGCCUGUCAAUUAGACUAAAUGUUCUUUGUGAGUGCGAAUGCGAAAAGAAAUCUGUGUUAAAAUCCACACAAUGCAGUUCUAAUGGGUCAUAUCAAUGUGGUGUCUGUAAAUGUUAUGAAGGGAGAUCUGGCAGUAAAUGUCAAUGUUCUGUGGAAGAUACUGGAAUAAGCGAAUCUCAUAAAUGCAAAGCAAAUGAGACAGAUCUUCAAUAUUGCAGCUCGCAUGGAACUUGCAGUUGCGGCAAAUGCGAUUGCAAGGAUGAUUUUUCUGGGACUUUCUGCGAAUUCGAUGACAAAGCAUGCCUUAGAGUCAAUAACCUGCUUUGUGCUGGCCACGGACGCUGUCAUUUAGGGAAGUGCAAUUGCUUUGAAAACUGGAAAGGGCAAGAUUGUAAUUGUCCAGCCGGCAACACUGAUUGUAUUGACCCGUACUCUAAAAAAAUAUGCUCAGGUAACGGCGAAUGCGUUUGUGGCGAGUGCGUUUGCGCAAAAAGAGGAGCCAAGGAAAAAAGCUACGAUGGAGCUUUUUGCGACAGUUGUGAUGAAUGUGCAGACAGACGAUGCAAAGUGCUUGAAACAAUAGUAGAAUGUAACUACUACCACAAAACUAAUUGCAAUAAGGAUAUCCGUGCUGUGGUCGGUAUUGUCAAUAGAACAAAUAUGAACGCAAAGGGUCGACGCGGGGAGUGGUGCAAGAAAACUCUAGAAAAUGGCACCUCGAUUGUUUUCAGGCAUUACUAUGAUAAAAAUGAUCGGAAAUUGCACAUAGUCAUACAGGACCAGUUGGAAGUGCCUCCCGAAGCCGAUGUUUGGGUUCCAGUUGGAAUAGCUAUUGGUACAGUACUGUUGGUCGGCAUACUAACAGUUAUCAUCUGGAAGAUCCUGGUGGACUAUUAUGAUGCCAAAGAAUAUGAUAAAUUCGCCAGAGAAGCGAAAGAGGCAGGUUUUGAAGUCAUGAGAAACCCGUUUUAUGUGGAUCCCAGUAUUGAGUUUGCGAAUCCUACAUUUCAGCAGUGAUUUAACUUAAUGCUUAUAUAUAGAAACCUUGAGAUUUAAUGUAAUUUGCUAU
Messenger RNA from Amyelois transitella, 2323 nucleotides. RefSeq names its product integrin beta-3. Gene Ontology annotation, biological process: cell adhesion mediated by integrin; integrin-mediated signaling pathway; cell-matrix adhesion. The coding region runs from base 1 to 2271 and encodes 756 amino acids. Gene Ontology annotation, molecular function: integrin binding. Lineage: Eukaryota; Metazoa; Arthropoda; Insecta; Lepidoptera; Pyralidae. The transcript is spliced from 8 exons. The record is from RefSeq and is a predicted model, not a curated record. Gene Ontology annotation, cellular component: focal adhesion; integrin complex; cell surface.